Molecule: messenger RNA, 8915 nt
Organism: Cydia strobilella
Lineage: Eukaryota; Metazoa; Arthropoda; Insecta; Lepidoptera; Tortricidae
Product: roundabout homolog 2-like
Exons: 11
Coding region: 401-4102 (1233 amino acids)
Molecular function (GO): protein binding
Source: RefSeq, a predicted model, not a curated record
UUUAGUAUAGUUUAUUUCUGGGUACCUAUUGGGUAAUAGUGUACGGGGUUGAUUCGCCCUCGCGUCCCUCCACUCUCCGCUCGCACCCCCUCUGCCCGUACCUUCUCGUCUAGACCGGGAUUCAGACCAUUCGUUGCGUUAGUUGCCUCCCAGCGUUCGCACGGGAAGGGUAUCACGCUGUUUCUUGCUUCACUCGCUAGGCGCGAAUUUUGAAUGUUUCGUGCGUGACUUUCAAUUUUAGAAAUUGGAUUAUUGUGAGAUCAUUUGUGUAAAAGUGACUUUAACGGAACUUGGUGAAUUAUGAUGGAUCUUUGUGUAUCAUGAGCGAAGUAGAAGAGAAUGAAGCGAGCCCUCCAGGAACACCUCACGUCUAUCUGAAGACGUGGCAGUAGACAGCAACAUGAACACCCGGGCUGUUCUGACGUCCCUGCUGGGCGUCUUUUGUUUUUACACAGAUCCAGUAAAUGGUGGGCUAAGUGACGACUAUGGGAGCAGCGGAGAAGCACCUUACAUCAUCGAACAGCCUUUGGACGUGACAGUGGCUCGUCACCAGCCGGCAACUCUCAACUGCCGUGCUGGAGGCUCACCUCCGCCUAACAUAAAAUGGUACAAAGGAGGCGUGCUGGUAGUCUCCGACACCCACCGUAGUCUGCUGCCUGCAGGUGGUCUGUUUUUCUUAAGAGCGACGCACGGUAGAGCUCACUCAGAUGCAGGGGUUUAUUGGUGUGAAGCAACGAAUUCAUACGGAACAGCUAGGAGUAGAAAUGCAACGUUACAUGUAGCAGUGCUACGUGAGGACUUUAGACUAGAGCCAGUGUCAACACAAACUGCGCAAGGCGAAACUGUAAUAUUGGAAUGUUUGCCGCCGCGAGGAUCGCCCGAACCGACUAUUUACUGGAAGAAAAACGGCCAGGCCCUGCAUUUUGAUGGCGAUUCCAGAAUGCAUUUAGUCGAUGGUGGUAGUCUAGUUAUCCAAGACGCGCGGCAAACUGACGCUGGUAGAUAUCAAUGUAUAGCUCGGAAUCCAGCAGGGACAAGGGAAUCGGCUGUUGCUACGCUACGAAUCCACAUUAAGCCGUACUUAAUAACGGGCCCUGAGGACGUGGUGGCGCAGACCGGCGGCAGCGUGACGUUCCAAUGCCGAGUGGGUGGCGACCCCCUCCCGGAUGUGCUGUGGCGGAGGACGGCCGGAGGAGGCAACAUGCCACUCGGCCGCGUCAAAGUUCUAGACGACAGGAGCCUUAGACUCGAUAAUGUUGUUUUAGAAGACGAAGGAGAGUACAGUUGCGAGGCCGAGAAUUCAGUCGGCGCCGUAAGCGCGACAGGGUACUUGACUGUAUACGAUCCACCUACAAUAUCGCUUAAGCCAAACUCUGUAACAGUGGAAAAUAGUGCAGCCGCUACAUUUACCUGUACGGCCUCAGGACGCCCCGAACCGACAAUGUUCUGGAGUUUAGAGGGAAACAGGACAAUAAUACUACCCGGCACGUCGAAGGGCAAAUACCAUGCCACGCCGGUUAUUGACGGCGUCACUACAUUGACUGUAAAUGAAACAACCAAAAACAACAGCGGUAUCACAAUAGUUUGCUCGGCGGUGAAUUUUGCCGGCAGUUCGUUUGUCAGAGGAAAAUUAACAGUUACGUCAGACGAUGACCGCCCACCUCCAAUAAUAACAAACGGGCCCUCUAACCAAACGUUACCUAUAAAAUCGAUGGCAGUUUUCCCCUGCACAGCCGUCGGCACACCUGAACCAAUCAUAGCCUGGUAUUUCGGAGGGGAAGCGCUAAUACAAAACCAUAGAAGGAAUGUGUCUAAUGACGGGACUUUAAUAUUAAGAGAUUUGGAUAAAAGCGACAGCGGCACGUACACUUGCGUCGCCUCCUCGCAUCACGGAAAAUAUGUAUGGAGUGGCGUUUUGCUAGUAGAUAGUCCAAUAAACCCAAAUAUACAUUUCUUUCGGGCGGCAGAUGUAUCGUCACUACCCGGUCCACCCACUAAACCGCAGAUACACAACAUAACGGAAAACACUGUCACAAUAUCUUGGAAUCAAAAUAACAAAAUCGGAUCGUCGUCCAUACUCGGAUACCAAGUGGAAGUGUUUUCGAGAGAAACUCUUUCCGGAAAUAACACACCUAGAAACUCUCGGGGUUGGGUAGUGUUGGCAAAGAAAAUACAACAAACACAGUAUGUAGCUAGGUCUUUGGUUUCUGGCGUUACCUAUAUGUUUAUAGUGAGAGCGGAAAACUCGCACGGCUUAUCCGGACCGAGCCCGGUCUCCGAUCCUGUAAUAGUAGGCGAAAGUGGCAAUGGCCUGUGGGAAAACGGAGUGUUCUCCAAUAACACCGGAUUUAGAAAUAACAUCAUGACUGAUAACAUCGUAGAACUAAUCGAAGCAACGCCUAUUGACUCGAAAACUAUUAAGUUGAUGUGGGAAAUUUUAAAUUUCUAUUAUUUGGAGGGAUUAUUUAUAUACUACAGACCUCUUGACAAUGCAACAACAGAAUAUCAAAUGAAGACUAUCUUACAUUCAAACGACGUAUCUGGAUAUGAAAUAACCUUUUUAAGGAAGUAUACAAAAUACGAGUUUUUCCUUAUCCCGUUUUAUAAGAAAUUCGAAGGGAAACCGUCCAAUUCUAGGAUUGCUCAAACGCUGGAUGAUGUGCCAGAGGGUCCUCCAGUAAAUAUUGAAAUGUUUAUCUUCAAUACAACGACAGUUCAUUUGAAAUGGUCACCCCCAGAACCCAAUUUACAAAAUGGGCUAAUUACUGGUUACAAUGUUUUGGUGAAUUGGUUGGACCUGCCCGCCAACAAAUCGAUGGUAGCCAUAAACACGACAGUACAACAAGCUACGAGCCUCAUAAUGACAAACUUAACUUCCGGAGUCAGUUAUUCCGUUCAAAUUGCAGCUGAAACCGUUGUGGGGAUGGGCCCAUUUAGUCAAAAGGUGUACUUGAAUAUCGAUUCCCGUUCUAUUGGAUUGGAUCCUUUAUCAAGGUAUCCCGUUAAUGGAGAAGUGUCUAUCGUAGCCGGCGACUUCGUAAUGGAAACAUGGUUUUACGUUUUGAUUGGAGCGAUCGUUCUGUUUAAAGUAAUUGUGAUUGGCGGAAUUAUUUACGUCAGAAAGCACAACAUUUUUGCCAAAAAGUCGUCCGCUCUUCCAAAUAUAUACGAUUCAAACGGAACGAGCUUAGUUACACAAAUGAACAUAAAAGCCGCAGUUUCCUUGUCUCACCCGCUCACCAGUUGCUAUAAUAAGAACACUGUCACAAAAACAGAGUCACUGCUUUGGAUGGAGAAUCAGCCUGGAUUAUGUAUGUCGGGUACUCAACCCAAUCAGAAUAAGCAAAAAAUGAAUUCCGAAUAUGAUAAAGUUGCGCAGCAGUUGCCUGAAUACGCAGAAGUGACGUCAUCUAAAAUCAUGGGCAAUGAAUGGAACACGAGUAAGACGGCCACUUCCCCAGCGGCGUACGCGUCAGUCACGCUUGUUGCUAAUACGAGGCAGUGUGUCAGUUCAUUGGGCUGGUUUCCGCCAGGUGGCAAAAAUAUAGAUAACUUCGAUAAUCGAUAUGCUCCAGAUGAAGAACUGUAUCCAGCCAGUAAUGGAGGUUAUUAUAAUAGAAAUGUGUACAGCGAAAAAUACUUCCAAGGUCAUCCAAACGUAUUGAAGUUCUACGAUUUACCAUCAAUGGAUAAAACGCAGAAAGCCCAACUACGUUACAAUCAGAGUUUAGAUGAGAGAAAGGGAGAUAAAAACCAAAAGUCUGAAGUUACACAGUCACUCAUCGGCCGUACCUACGUCAGCUCUAGGAAAAAUUCAGAAACUGAAACUACUUACAGAGCAUUCGGAGGAGAUGAGUCAGAUGACGAGUCAUAUCCCGAAGACGGUGGUUAUGAUGAGCUACAAGCAAUGCAGUCUCAAAGACAAAGACCUCAGCAUCAGUACGAGAGACCUAAUUUUGACAACGAGAGUACCAGGACGCUGGCGCGUCUGACAUCGUUCCGUCACGGCCAAGCCUCGACGAACGGCGUCUCGCAGAACUCUCUUGCGCCAGCGCACCCUCCUCUGCCUCCACACCCGCGGGCGGACUCCGUGACCCGGUAGUAUCACGCCCUGCCGGUUUUCGGCGACUUGUGCCAAACGGACGUGUAGACCGACCUUAAAUUAAGUGUAGUGAUUCCACUAAGAGAGAUCACAUUCUUCCUAAUGGUGUAUUACAGACUGUUGAAAAAUGAAUGAAUGUUUUAAGGUGAAUAGUGUUAAGAACUUAUGACCGUAUACUAUCGAGAUUGGCCUACUAAAUAUUUCGACUGCCUAAUUUUACGACGCAGAAUACAUAGCUGCGUGUUUUCGAGAGUUUAUAUUAAUUUAAAGUAGUUAUUUUAUAAAUUAUAAACUACGCCUAGUCGUUUGUAAAUAAUAAAUACAAUUGUAAAUAAUGUAUAUAAUAUAAUAUUAUACUAUGUGUGUUUAGUUAGCACGAGAGAUCUAUUAUUACUUUGAUGAUAACACGUUAGACCUACAUUAUCAGUUGAGAACCAACCCUUUUCACUAAGUAACAAAUACUUAAAUCAGACUCAAAUCACAGUACUCAUUCAGUACCAAGAUGCGAGGAUUCUAAGAAUAGUGACACUUUGAGUUACUAGAAAUUUUUGGUUUUCAACUGACAUCGUUAUAUUAAACCCAGCAGUCAAAUUAAGGGCUUCAUAGUAAUGAGAAAUAAGAAGCUGAAUACUCGUAUACACUAUACACCUUCAUUACGGCAUCUUAUCUAGGCAAGAAUUGUAGAUCAUAAAAUUUUGCAACAAGUUAUGUUCCGAACAUUUUUUCAUGAACUCAAGCGUUUUUAAGAUAGUAGGCGCAGAACGCGCAGCCGUGUCAAACACAAAAGCAGUCAUCCAGACGCCAAUUUUAUGCAUAUGCAUGUAGGUCUAAUGUUGCUCUGUGGUCUAUGACCGAUUAAUCGGUCUUUGGCGUUGAACUUACGCCUACGGUGCGUAUAUAAUAUCGGUCAUUGGCGUCCAAAAGGUUAAAAACGUCAUAAUGAACGUGUACCUAUACGAAUUUUCAGCUUAUUAUCUCUCAUUCCGAAGUUGACCCCAUUUUUAGGCUAAAAGUUGACCCCAUUUUUAGGCUAAAGAUGACUGGGCCAAUUUUUAUAAUGAUUGUGUUAUUGGAAUUGAUAUUAUUCAAUUGAUAUGUCCGUCUGAAUAUCAAUAAACGAAUUUGUACCCACGAUAUCAUUAGUUUAAGUAUUACUAAAUUUAGAACCAGAAUACAAAACUAUCGCUUGGCAAUAACUUGAAGUAACGUUGAUAUAUUGUAGAAAAUAUACUAUUAAUAAUGAGUCCGCUAAUAUAGUUACACAUGUAGAUUUUCUUUCCUAUAUCUAAACAUUUCGAAACACUACAUUUUAUUACAUUUGUAGCGUUUUUAAAAUGACACAUUUAUUUGGUUUUAAAUAUGCUGUAAGUUUAGCAAGUUUAUUUUAAUACCUCUAUUAGUUGUAAAACUUGUGCCAUAAAAACUUUUGUAAUAUAAAAUUACCUUAAAGAAACAUUGGAGUUGUGAAAUAAAAUUCAAAUGAAGCUUUUUACAAACGUAAAGAUGAUAAUCUACGUAAAUUAUGUGAUAUUCAUGAUUAUUACAUGUAUAAUCAUUUUAUAAGAGUACAGUAGGCAACAAAGGUAAACAUAAUUAAUUACCUAUCUACUCUGAGCUAUUGCGAAAGAAAUCUAGCUACCCAAUUAAUUUAUACCUUAGUCCCUGACUCAAAUGGCCGAAAGCGAUGGUAUUUACUUUUGUUGCGAACUGUACUUAGCACAAGUAGUAUAUGUACCUGCAUAUCAUUUGUAUUACUUAGUUGAACUAAUUGUUAAACAUGUUAUAAAUUAGGACGUAUUCACAAUAACGAGAUGGCUCUGAAAUAAAAUAAAUAUGUAGGUCUAAGUUUAUAAAGUGUUAACUUUAUUCAUUCAAAUGCACAAUUAACACAUUUCCACUUGAUUGUGAAAACGUCCUUUUGUAUUCAAUUUUUGUAAAUAAAAAUAUCGCCUAUACAAUAAUUAUGACUUGAUAUCUGUAUGUUCUUCACUGUUAUUAUUGCUCCAUUCAUAAGUGUAAAUUGUAAAUAUUAUUUGAUACAACAAAUUAAAGAACCAAUGGACUACGUCAACUACGUGUAUGAAACGAAACGACAGAUAAUAAGUAGGUAUUUAAUAAGCACUUAGUAAUAGUUAUUUACAAGGGGACAAAGUUGUUGUUUAACCUCUCGUGCUAAUAUGUUAAUUGAUACCCGAGCAAGCAAAAGAUUUUAAAAUUGACUCGCUACGCUAGUGGUUCGAAAAAUGGAAUCUUGAACGUUGCGAGGGUUUCAAGACACAAAUUAAACAAACAAAUAAAUUAAACAAAUUUUGCCACCGAGUGAAAUACAAAAUUAACUGUAAAAUAUGAAACAAAAUCAAAGCAAAUUAGUUCAAAAUGAAUGGUAUUAAAUAUUUAUCAUUCAAAAUCAUUUAAAAGUCAAUUCUACCAACCAAAAAUUUUGAGUGGUUUUCUUAUAAACAACUCAAAAUUUGCAUUUGAUUACUUUGCCCCACAUGUGGAUAAAAUGCAACUUUCUUAUCCGUUUUUGAACAUUCAAGACAGGUAGCCUUUACCAGCCGGAGUGGUGAAAAUUAUUUUGCCAGCUUAUUAAGUUAAUUGUGUGACUGAUAUUUUUUUUUAAUAAACGGACGGUUUCGAAAUACAUAAAAAUAUAUUUAUAUCUCAGAUACCGAGAUUUUUUUUAGGUUAGGCACCUACUCUUAUCUGUGCGUAUUUUUUAAAGAAGUAUUUUAGCAAUAUUUCAUGGUAUUUCACUUAUUACCUUAUUGUCACAACGGCAAUAGAAUAAUCGUUAUUUUUUUUAAAGAAAAUUACGAAAAAGAAAAUAACGUAGUACCGUAAAAUUGGAUGAGUAGGAGCAAAACUGUAAUUCAAACCUCGAUAACAUUUAAUCUUUACAAAUGCAAACUGAAUGGUGUAUAUAAUAAGUGUUCCGGACGUUUGUUUUUUAUUUUGGGUAGUUCCAUUUCAUAACUUUGACGUUAAACAAGAAAAUCCACCUCACCCAGUAGUCCCUCGUAAUUGGGGUGAGAUGGGUUUUCAUACAAAGGUGAUUUUGUAAGAUUGUUGGAUCGAUUUUUUUAUUAUGAGGAUUACUAUAGCUCCAUUUUAAAUUGGAAAAUAUUAUUUUUGUAGCAGUAGCCCUAAAAACCCAUCUCACCCCCUUUCAAACCUUCUCUCCCCAUCCAUAACCCAACUCUCCCCGCGAAACCUACUCACCCCAUUUUACGGUAUUCCGAAUUGUAUGUGUUAUAUAGUAGCCCAUUGGUUAUUUAGUACGUUUUAAAACUACGAUACCUUGCUUUUUUAGUAAAAACUAACAAAGUAUAAUUUGGACACGUACGAGUAUAUACAAUUUAUAUUUCUAGUUCCUAUUUUAUGAAUUGCGUGAAAUCGUUACAGGGCUAGCUCCAUUUUAAUAAAUAAGAACCUACCUACUUUUUUUCGUAAAAAAAGUGUGCAAAUUAGGAGCGAUGUUUAAUUAUACAGAAUUAUAAGCUUUAUCUCUAUAUCCCAAAUACUAAAUAGAUAGAAUAUUCGUGUCUUGCACGUUUCUUAAAUAGUUUAAUUCCUGACUGGGUCUGUUUCAGAGCACUUUAGUAGCUGUCAUUUGCGGAUAAAUAAAUCAAUUAGAUGUCACAUUAUUUUUAAUUGACUUAUCGACCUGUUAAACUUAGUAUUUGGGAUAGAGAAACAUACUUUAGAACAUACACAUACGUUAUAAGUAGGUACAUUAAUAAAAAAAUACAUACAAUGUGUUUGGACAGCUAUGAUAGAGCCGUUAACCACGUAUAGUACGAUACAUUUUAUCGACAUAUUACCCUCCACACCUAUGUAAAUAUAUAUUUACUUUUUUCUCAAUCGUUUUUAAUUUGUACCCCUUUUAUGUUUUUUUUUCGCCAUACAAAGCCGCACUUGGUUAAUUAAAAAUUAUUUGUCCAAAUACCGGUCAGACGUGUAAAAAAGUGAUUCGGUAGCUUAAGAACAUGGUGUAUUUAAAAAUGGUUAAGAAAAAAAUAGGAAUAUGUACAGUCAAGGGCAUAACUAUAUAUACAUUCCCAAAGUUUCAAAAAUAUGUGUACAUUAGACAUUAUAAUAUUUUUGAGCCGUUUGUUACGUUAAAGUUAACAGCUUCACGAUAGCUUUCCAUACACAUUGUAUAUAUAUACAGUUUUCCAGUGUAAUUUCUGGAUCAUUUUCACACUUCAAAACCUGCACAAAAACUUGUGCUGUGCUGUUCUGAUUUAUACAGUAGGUAAUAAAUAAAUUACAAUUUGUGCAUUGUGAAAUACAAUUUGUAAUUGGUCACAUUGUCAUUUUUAAAUGUAUGUUCUAAAUGUGCUGUGCUAAAAUACAUACGAGUAGGUACUACUUUUAUCGCCUACUACCUAUUCACGACCCCUGACUGUUGAAAAUAGUUGUUUAUAGAGUACGCAGCUCCUUGUUAAUAAAUAGUCAACGUUAAGUACUCAUACAUACCUAUAUUGUGCAUCUUACGUAGCCUUAUGUCAUGACAUUUAAAGACAUAUUUAUACCUCACAACUCAUAUAUCUAUUUAUCAAACAUGACCUAAUUUUAAUAGGUUUGAGGUAUAGGAACUACUAUGUAUUAGAAUUGUAAUUUAUAGCAAGGUGUCUAGUACAUGAUUUCAAACCUUUUAAGUCAACUGGAAUAAAACUGAAAAAGUUAUUUUUACGCUUAAAGACCACUCUAAGGAAUAGAUGUGCGAACACGUUAUCUUGAGAUGAAUUUUAAUUUUUGUAAUGGUCUUUGUAUACCUAUUUUAAUAAAAUAAUUUGAACUAAUAAUA